AUUUUAGAAUACCGCGAUGUAUGAGCGCCUUAAUGAUGGCUGUUUAUGAGAAACUAGACUUAUGUUUACGAUAACUUAGUUGGACUUUUAUUCAUUGGAGCAUACUUACUGGAUAUAGGUCUUAUAAAAGCUUGAUUUUUUCGAGGAGAUGGCUGAUUUAGAAGCUGUGCUAGCGGAUGUCAGCUAUUUGAUGGCUAUGGAGAUGAGUAAAUCUACUCCAGCGGCUCGUGCGAGCAAAAGAAUUACAUUACCGGACCCCAGCAUUCGUGGUAUCAUGACCAAGUAUUUGGAAAAGAACAACCAAAUGACCUUCGAUAAAAUUUUCAACGAGAAGCUAGGUUACUUGUUGUUUCGGGAUUUCGUUCUCAAUGUAAGUGAAGAACCUGUUCCUCAGCUUACGUUUUACGAAAAUAUUAAAAAGUUUGAAAAGUUAGACACAGAUGAAGAGCGUAUUAAAUUUGGCCGGGAAAUAUAUGAUCAACACAUUAUGAAAGAACUUUUAUCUCAUAACCACAAAUUCUCUAAAUCAACUGUGGAUCAUGUCCAUGAACUACUCACUGUAUCUCAAAAGACUAAAAAGCUACCAGCAGAUACAUUUUCUUUGUAUGAAGAUGAAAUCCUACAGUCCCUUCGUGGUGAUGUAUUUGACAAUUUUCUUAGAAGUAAUAAAUUCACUCGAUUUUGUCAAUGGAAGGAUUUGGAGUUAAAUAUUAACUUAACCACAAACGAUUUUAGCGUACAUCGUAUUAUUGGCCGUGGUGGUUUUGGGGAGGUUUAUGGAUGCCGAAAAGCAGACACUGGUAAAAUGUAUGCUAUGAAAUGUCUGGACAAAAAAAGGAUCAAAAUGAAGGGGGGAGAGACUUUGGCCCUCAAUGAACGUGUCAUGCUUUCACUUGUUAGUACUGGAGAUGGUUGUCCUUUUAUAGUUUGUAUGACGUACGCCUUUCAGACCCCAGAAAAAUUAUGCUUUAUAUUAGAUUUAAUGAAUGGUGGUGAUUUACAUUAUCAUCUUACUCAGCAUAAUAUCUUCUCCGAAUCAGAAGUACGUUUUUAUGCAGCUGAAGUUAUAUUGGGUUUGGAGCAUAUGCAUAAUCGUUUCAUUGUAUAUCGCGAUUUGAAGCCUGCAAACAUACUUUUGGACGAAUAUGGUCAUGUUCGAAUCAGUGAUUUGGGAUUAGCCUGUGAUUUUUCACGUCGGAAACCUCAUGCCAGCGUUGGGACUCAUGGUUACAUGGCUCCUGAGGUAUUGUUAAAAGGUUGUCCAUAUGAUUCUUCAGCUGAUUGGUUUUCACUUGGAUGCAUGUUAUACAAGUUGUUAAGAGGUCAUAGUCCGUUCCGACAUCACAAGACAAAGGAUAAACAUGAGAUUGACAGGAUGACAAUGACCAUGAGUCUCGAUAUUCCAGAUGGUAUGUCCUGUGAAAUGCGGUCCCUGUUGGAAGGCUUGUUAGCACGUGACGUAUGCAAUCGCCUUGGAUGUAUGGGUCGUGGAUCUCUUGAAGUUCGAGAGCAUCCAUUUUUUAGAGGAAUUGAUUGGCAGCAGGUUUAUCUGCAAAAGUACCCACCACCUCUAAUUCCACCUCGGGGUGAAGUAAACGCUGCAGAUGCCUUUGACAUUGGCUCUUUUGAUGAGGAAGAUACUAAAGGUAUUAAGCUCACAGAAGCUGAUCAAGCAUUGUAUCAGAACUUUUCACUUGUUGUAUCCGAACGUUGGCAGUUAGAAAUAGCUGAAACUGUGUUUGAUUUUGUAAAUCAAGAAGCAGACAAAUUAGAUAAUAAAAAAGCUCGUGCACGACAACGUUCCACACAAACCGCUGAUGUUUCAAAUAGUGGCUUAUCUGGAGUUACUUCAAGUACUGGAAAUUUAUUAAACAUUGGAAAUGUAGGAAUUUCAAAUAGUGGAUCAGGUGGAAAUCUUUCUGACAAUAUGACUGUUGAUGGGAUAGCCUCUGACUGCAUUGUUGAAGGUGACGUUUUAAAACUCGGUGGACCAUUUUUGCAAACAUGGCAACGUAAACAUCUACGUUUGUUUCCCAACCGUAUUGAAUUAUACAACAAGUCUAGAGAUGGCUUAAUUCUCAAGAAAGGUGUUGAUCUUAUAUCAAUGCUUGAUAUCAAAGAAAUUUCUCCAGAGUUUUCUCGUGUGUGUAAAAUGGAUAAUUGUAUUUCAAUUAAACUGAAAAAUGAUACGCGAUUGUACAUAACUUCAAAUGACAAAAUCAUGAUUACACAGUGGAAAGAAGAAAUAUUAGAAGGCUAUCGCAUUUCUUGUGAAUUGAUGGCACAUAUGAACAAAAAAGCCCAUAAAAUGUAUGGUGUUCUUGAUCCUAUGUCAAACACAGACACUCAUCCUCCUCCUACUAUUAUAACAUCAUCUAUUUUAACUGUUACUACUAGCGGUUCUGUACAGCCUCUCACUUCUACAAGUCGUCCGUCACAGAUGUCACACUCACCUCCACAAAGUUCUACACAUCCUCGUCCUCGCCUAAGUCAUCAGGCAUCGAUGCCUUCCUAUCCACUCACAAAUCACAGAGGUCAAAGGUCAUCUUUAGAUUCAGUCACAGGUUCCAAGUCUGGUGAUCAAGCCGUUGAGACAGAUGUAAAUCAAGAUGUUAAUGCACCAGAUGGUGGUGUUGGUAGUCAUUUCAAUAAUAAGUCAUCUUAAAUAUUUACUGGUCAUUUUAAUUUGUGUGUAUUAUUCUUAGAGUAUAAUUAUUGUUUCGAACUUUGAUUCACUAACAGUCUUGAUCUUUAGAUUUUCGAUGCUAGUCAUUUAUCUACAGUUUAUGAAGAAAGAUUUGGAGGAUGGCAGCUUUCUAAUUGAAAAUCGCAUUCCAUUUAAGCUUCGAGAUGGUCGUUAUAAUCCCCGUGUGUUUAUAGUAAUUGUAUCAAAUUAUAUUGUAUGAGAUAGUUGUUCAACCUCCAUUUCUAAUGUCAUACUGUAUACAUUUUUUGUUCAUUCUUGCUUUUAAUUAGAAGCAUGAAAUUCCGUUUACUCUGUUUGUAAUUAAGUUUAGAACAGUCCCAUUUCUGAUGAUAAUAUAAACCUGAAUUUUAUGGUUCUAUCAUGGUAAGAAAAUAUUAUGCUCAUUUAUUUUGUGUAUAAAGUUAUUGUGUAUUACACUGUGUUAUGUCUACUUUUCUGAACAAUCUUGUUUAUUUAUAUUAUUAGUCGUUUUUAAUUAGUUUUGAGAUUCAUAGAAUCUGAUUAUUCAUUAUUCCCUCGAUUUGCCCUUCAUAUUCUUUGUGUGCAAUAUAUGUUUUAUUAGUUCGUUUUUUUCUAAUUUUUGUAAUUGUUUUUCCGUUUUAUUUCGUUGCAUUUUUAUCCGUUUGUUCUGAAUCUCAGUGACUGCGCCGAAAGUUUGUUUUCUCUCAGUCAAAUAGUGUUUUUACUGAAUUCGUUAAAUUGAAAUCUGGUUAAUAGACUGUUUUGUUUUUAAACUUCUUAUCAUUUCAGUGAUAAUAUUACUGUUGUUGUGUAUGGCUUCUCUUAAUCUACAUGAUUUAUUAAUAUCACAUAAAAUCAUACAGAGAGACAUUGAAUGUGUUGUUAGUUAUCUGACUGCGUUAACGUUAUACCUAUAACUACAGUUUCCAAUAUUAUUACCCUUAUUAUAUAAAUGAAUGAAAGAUUGAAUGUAAGAUUGUGUUGAAUUCUUUAUUUUAAUUGUUGUUGUCGUUGUGUUGUGUAGUUGUCCUUGUUGAUUUACUUUUCAAUUCAAUUUUUUUGUCUUGUUUAAGUUUCUCAGUUGUUUAUAAAAUAUAUAAGAGUAUAAAAAAGAGUAAAUAACUAAGCAAAGCAACAUCUUGAUUCCUAUUGAGUUAGUUAAAUGUUAAAUAUCAAUCAUUUGUUUUACUGAACUUAAUCUGAAAUUUCUUUUAUUCACAUAAUUUUUAAAAUAAUAUUAUAGAAUAUUAGAUUACUUAAUGACAAUCAUGUUUAUAUGAUUAUGAAUUUGUGGAAUAUAAAUAACAGUCGAUAUUUUUUGUGUCUGUGUACAUCAUUACAGUAUCUUGAUCAGUAUACUUUCUAUUUUUAUUAGGUUCUUAUUUUAAGUUAUAUGAAUGUGUCUUUAUGAUAUGAAUUUUAAUUUACUAAGAAGUAUGAAAAUAAUGAUUCGUAAAGAAAAUGGCUUCAAAGUAAAUCAUUUGAUGAGAUGUUCAAGGCUGAAAACAUCUUAACGUACAUAUGGAAAACGGUCUUAUGCAAUAUAUUUAUUUAACUGUAAUAUUGUUAUUUUUCCUCGAUUAAACUCAAUUGAUUAGAUUGGUACAUGCAUGCAGAUUGAUUUCUUGUGCUUAGAUCAAAUUUAUUACGUUAUCUCACUGAUAAAUAGCAAUCUGUCUGUUUGAAAAUACCAGCAUUUCUAGUCCUUAAGAACGCCUAAACUACGUUAACCUCCCAUAAAAUCGUCCUCAAGAAAUAUUAGGUGUCUAGUCGUCACUCUAAAAUGCACGGACAGUUUUUGAUUCAGCUUCUUGACUGAAGUACAGAAAGACAAAGUGAAUAAAAUACUACAUCGUGGCUCACAGUUACCAUUAUAAACUUUUGCGCACUUGGUUUCAGUUGGUAGAUUCAUAAGUUCGGUCGGGAAAUUGGUGUAAUAUUAAUUCACUGCACAUAAAUUCAGAUAGAUUUGAGUAUCGAGAGUGCACUACACAAAUUAAGCAAUAUCUUAAAAAAAAUAAGGACGAGAAGAGUUUUACAGUUAGUAAGAAAAUAAAUACUUCACGGAAGACUUCUGUCAUUUAAGGAAGCCUACCUUACUUGUGUGAAAACAGUAAUAGGAAAUUACUGUAGGAUUGCUACUGAUAACUGAACAGGAGACCCAAACAUUCAUUGAUACGGUAACAAUUAAUAAAAAAAUGUAUCAAUGCAUGACAAUUGGGAUGAAAACAUACUAUUUCUCAAUGCCUGUGAAAUCUGUUAAUGGUAGGUAAUUGGUAUCAUUUAGAAGCGAUACGAGGAAGUUAAUCAUCAAUGAUUUAAUAAUUAACAAAUGAUCUUUAAGUGAGAUUUUAAUAAAUGCAUAUAGGUAACGAUUGAGAGAGAUAAACAAAAGCCAUAUGGUUAGUGAAUGAUCAAUAUAUGACUCAGGCGAACCAAGGAAAUAAUUGAAAACUAUUCCCAAAUAGCACAGGAUACUUAUGGUCGAAUUAUUGCUUACUAAGAUGGCUUUGUGAAUCUUUCGAAGUGUUCUUAAAGAAUUUUCAUCACCAACUGACACGGAAAAGGUUUGUUGAUAUCUUAAAACCGGUUUAAAUGAGACGUGGUCGCAGUGAGGCUUGAAAGUCUAGAGUUUGAUCUUACAUGGAGUCUGGUGUGGACAACUUCUAGGUUCUGAGAGUGGACAGAAUUUUUAUCUGCGCCUUGGUUUUUAAUAGUUCCUAUGCUAAAGCCAGUUUGUUAUAAAAUAGGACUGUUUUAGGAAAUGGGAUUGCAUUCAGUGGAACCUUGGUAUUUAUUAUCUUCUGUUCAAAUGUAAAUAAGACUAGUUCGAUGAAGGACUUGUCAAAUAUGAUGAAGAAUUAACUUUCUUGUUUGUUCUUUAUUUGAGUUAACGAUUUACUGUUGAAUUUUCCCUGCUGGGUAGAACUGUUCUUAACAUUGGUUAGAAGCACGUCACAUCUGUAUUUUCAGCUAAUGUACAAAUCAGAUUUAAAUCUUGGUGAAUAAAUAAAGUUAGUCGCAGUUUAAAAUAUCCUGUUCCGAUAGCCAUUUUUUAGUAGUUUUGGAUAUAUUUUUUAAAAAGUCAGUGAUAUACCUGGAAUUAAUGUUUCAAAUAUGUUCCUAUCAACUUUUGCUUCAAUCUUCUCAAGAGCAUUGUCCUUUGUUGUUAGUGAAAGUUAUAUUAAGUAAUACAUAAUACAUAUAUAAGUAAUAUAUACUAAGUAAUAUCAAAUAGAGGGGGUAGUAGUAAUUCAAAGCUUCAAUAAAAUCAAAGUGAAUAACUAGGUUUAACCAGUUUGCGAGUAAUUGGGACAGUAUUUAUGCCUGAGUAUACUCUGACCUCGGUUAUACUUUAUUUAUUUAUUGGUUAGAGAAAGUUUACUAUGAAUGAAUAUGAACAAGUACUGAAUAGCUUUAUAGUUCUAUUCCAAAACUCAAAUUGUAAAGUACUUAAAAUGAUUUUGAAAUUCAGGUUGAUGUAUCCACAUUUCAUGUAAUUUCAAAGAAAUAGCAACUUUUUGCAUCACUGUUUUUCUUUUUAAUAUCAUUAGCCCAUUUUGUCUUGAAAUGCAUAACCUCAUGAAUUGAUAAUCGUUAAACACUGAAAGUUAGGAAGUUUAGGUCAGCUUAUUCGUUCUUGUAUAGGAUGUAUCCACGACCCAACUGAGGACCUAACUCAAGACCUUCAGGUUCCAGAACUAAUAAUUAGCCAUUAGAUCACCAGGCUGGCAAUCACUAUUCCACACGUUUAAUUUCACCCAAUAUAUCCGAUUAAAACUAUCGAGUUCAACAAUCAUCAAGAGCUCCCUUUAUUAAAUAAACAUUUGGUUGUAUUGGGUAAAAAAAAGGAGAACAUCUGAAUGAUACUUCCCACAUUUACUGACUUAAGUUUAAGUAAUCUGUUAUUGGUAGAAUAUUUACUCAAACUUUUACAUCUAACCAAAAUACGUUGAUCAAUUAGCAGAAUAAAUAAAAAUAAUAACUAAUAAUUGUAUUUAAUUAUAAUGAGAACAGGCUCUAUACUGUUGAACCAAAUCGUGAAAUUUCUAAUUGAUAAAUGUAUAAGACAAAUGACGAUUAAGUGAGUUAUUUACAUUUGAAACAAUAAUCAUUCCUUGGUGGUUUUAAAAUGAUACUGAUGGCAGGUCAGGUUUAGAUUUAGUUGACUGAAGCAAGUGAUCCACCAAAAAACUUAUAAUUCUAUAAAUAUUUUGCUUAACUCCUACUUAUGAUUUAGUAUGUUCAACACUUUUUAAAAUAUAAGAGUGUUAUUUUACUUAGAAGUCACAAAACAGUAUGAAAUAGCUGGACGUAUGCAUAUUUGGAUAUAAGGCUAUUAGAAAGAAUAGAUAGAUAGGCACAUUUGUUUAAAUCUACUGAUUAAUCAUGAUUUUGUCUUAUUACUAGAAUAGCUAAAUACAUCAACCUAGGAUAAAUAUAUCCUUAGGAACUAUGGUGUUAUGAACUGUUCAGUCAACAUGUAUGGGAG
Schistosoma rodhaini is the source of this 7160-nucleotide messenger RNA. The record is from the annotation of a GenBank genome assembly. NCBI's taxonomy places the organism in Eukaryota, Metazoa, Platyhelminthes, Trematoda, Strigeidida, Schistosomatidae.